AACGACCGCCCGCUGCCGCACAACCUGCUUGCACAGUUCGUCAGGAGCAUGAACCACUCGAGCAACGAGGUGAAGCAGCUGAUGGCGCGGGCGAGCGCGAUGCUGGGCCGCGAGGCGCCGCUGGAGGCGUGCGGCGGCGAGCUGCUGCGCGCGCUGCUGCCCGCGCUCGUCAACGGCACCAAGGAGAAGAACACCUAUGUCCGCGCCAACUCGGAGCUCGCCCUGCGCGCCGUGCUGCGCCUGCCGCACGACGACCACUUCCACCAGAAAUGCCUAUUGCUGCUGGAGGAGGGCGCGCGCGAGGCGCUGAGCGACGUGGUGGCGCGCGUGCUGCGCCGGGCGCACGGGGACGCGCGCGACGCCCGCGACCGCGACGAGGAUCUCGACUGCACGCUGCUCACCUGAGCUGACUGCCACCUCACUAUAUCAUAAUAUAAAUAUCUAUUGUUAAUCGAACUA
This is a messenger RNA of Papilio polytes (common Mormon), 459 nucleotides long. RefSeq lists its product as uncharacterized. The coding region runs from base 49 to 405 and encodes 118 amino acids. NCBI's taxonomy places the organism in Eukaryota, Metazoa, Arthropoda, Insecta, Lepidoptera, Papilionidae. The record is from RefSeq and is a predicted model, not a curated record. The transcript is spliced from 3 exons.